Messenger RNA from Symbiodinium sp. CCMP2592, 624 nucleotides. The record is from the annotation of a GenBank genome assembly. Lineage: Eukaryota; Dinophyceae; Suessiales; Symbiodiniaceae.
AUGGACUGUGGAGUGGAACCACUCUCAGUUCCCACAACUCUCAUCGUCAAGGACACGCUCGCGAAUUUCCAAGAGAUCACCUCCGAUCAUAUAGGAACGAGCCGGAACCUGAUGCAAUUGCAGUCGCACCAGAACCUGGGACGCCAUCACUCCUUCGGAAAGCCGACAUCCACAGACCCAGUCAGCGCCGGCUCUUUGAUCCACGGCAACUACUCCCAUGCAGAACAGAUGCCCGAUGCAGACCUUGGGAAGUGCCUGCUUAAAGGUCGCAGAAACUUUGAGACAGAUCCACGGGGCGUGCCCUCCGUGCGAUUUGACAAAGUUGCCCCACCUCUCGAGAAAAGAUCUGUGGCCAAUGACACCAACUACGGCGACGACCUCCAUGCAGGAUCUUUAAUCACGCCGACCCGCUUCCAAUUCCUCGGCAUUUCUGCGGAGGAUUUCGUGCAGAAACGGCCGGUCGCGGAGGUGGCGAGUCUUCUCCGGGGAGCUGGCUUCUGCGAGGGGGACGAGAAGCUUGAUGCCAUCGUGCAGCGGGCAGGAAGCGAGGAUGGUAACGGAAAAGCCUCAUUGGAGGAUGCGCUGGGGGCCAUUGAAGAGUGGCUGUCGACUGAGACUAAUUGA